This is a messenger RNA of Oryza brachyantha (malo sina), 3528 nucleotides long. RefSeq names its product putative U-box domain-containing protein 42. The coding region runs from base 444 to 3353 and encodes 969 amino acids. The transcript has 4 exons. Lineage: Eukaryota; Viridiplantae; Streptophyta; Magnoliopsida; Poales; Poaceae. Gene Ontology annotation, molecular function: ubiquitin-protein transferase activity; protein binding. Gene Ontology annotation, biological process: protein ubiquitination. The record is from RefSeq and is a predicted model, not a curated record.
UCCUAUUAUGAACCUGUAUUUCUCUUGUUGGAUAAUCUGAAGUACCUAACCUGAGCUCUUAUUAAGCUAAGUUUCAGGAAUUAUGCCAGUCUGCCACUCACCAAGAUUGACCCUUCGUUUAUCAUGUUUCUCUCAGUUAUAUCAGUAGCUUCAACAGGGCUUCCCUGUGAUGAAUAAAUGCAAUAUUAAAAUAGAGCUUACCAGUACACGAAUAGAUAACCUAUAUAAAUUCCAUCCAUUCUGCCUGGUCUAAUUUGCUUGCAUUCAUCUAUAUAUCAUAGGGUACUUUACAGGGAACAGGGCCAGGUUCAGUGCUGGAGCCUGGAGAAGGAGGAGGCAACAAAAGGCUUGCUCUGUAACUUACUCUACAUGAAGUCAUUGUAGAGUUCAAAUCUUGGAGCCUCUGGUUCCUGGUUACAGCCUUACAGUAAGCAUAUGCAAUCAUGUUGUUGGUGGUCAGUACUGAUGUCAAUCAGCAGAGUUUCAAUGACUCAGGCACAGUCACAAUAAAGCGUCAAACAGCACAAAGGGCCCCAAGCAGUGUGACACAGAUGCCAGAAUCUCCACCUGCUUGUGUUAACCUUGCUAAAGACCUCACUGCAAGAUGCAGAGCCAGAGCACUUCAACUUACAGAUGAUGAGAUACUUAGCAUAACUCAAGACUUGGACAGUGUCAUUCAGAACUUAUGUGAUUAUAUUAGCAAGAUACCUUCAUCAGCACUUGGCAGCAAUGCUUACACAGGUGUUGCGGUCAAAGCACUCUCAGCGAGGGGUUUCUUAGAGGAUGAUAUGUUGACAAAUACAGUGAAGAACAUGCCAAAUAGGAGGUCUUUCCAUGACAGCAACAUGCCGAGGCUAGUGGAAUUUUUGCAGGGAAUGUACCAUGAAUCUGAUGAAUUUGGAGGUCAGAUGUUCAGCUCUCUUCCGGAGGUCUCAGAAUACAUUGAACCGCUUUAUGAUGCGCUCUUCUGUCCAUUGGCAAAUGAGGUGAUGACUGAUCCUGUGUUAACGGAGAGCGGUGUGACAUAUGAAAGGAGAGCCAUAGAGGAAUAUUUCAAUAGGUUUGCCGGCAAUUCUAAAACUGUCAUCUGCCCUGUAACCAAAAUGCCAUUGCAAAAUAGGACGUUGAUGAGCAAUUCUUCCCUGAAGAGUGUGAUUGCAGAAUGGAAAAUGAGGAAUGAGGCAAUGAGAAUCAGGAUUGCCCGCACUGCACUCUCACUGUCAAGUAUGGAUGCUAUAGUGCUUGAGGCCAUACAUGAGCUGAUGUCGCUGGUCGAGCUGAGGAGGAAGAAUAGAGAGCAUAUGCAUAAGAUUGGGGUCACGAGGUUUCUGGCACGGUUGUUGGACAACAACAACGUGCAGAUUCGGCGUAGCGCGCUGGAGCUUCUGUGCUUGUUAGUUGAGGAUGAAGAAGGAAAGGAUAUCAUUGGAAAAACUAAGGCCAUUCCCCGGACAAUUAAACUACUGUCAAGUAAUGGUACCGAUGAAAGGGAUGCAGCCAUCUCUUUCUUGCUGGAGCUUUCGAAGUCACCGUUAUUGUUGGAGGAUAUUGGGUCAACUGCUGGAAGUAUCCUCAUCCUCACCACAAUGAAGAUAAAUGAUUCUGAUGAUCCAACUGCUGCUCAGAAAGCAGGAGAGGUCCUAAAGAACCUAGAGAAGUGCUCAAAGAACAUCAAGUACAUGGCCGAAAGUGGCUAUCUAGAACCCCUUCAGAUUCAUCUUGUUGAAGGUUCAGAAGAAAUGCAGAUGGAGAUGGUCAGCUACCUAGGUGAGCUCGUCCAAGAGCAGGACCUCACCAUCGACAUCAGCGGGGACACGUCGGGGGUCCUCAUCAAGAUGGUGCACAGCUGCAACACCGUGGCACGUAAGGCGGCGCUCGACGUCCUGGUCCAGCUUUCCUCACACCACCCCAACAGCAAGACGCUCGUCGAGGCAGGCGUCGUCCCGGUCAUGGUGGAGGAGCUCUUCAUCCGAAAGGUAGACGACGAUCCCCUGAGCUACAAGGCCAUGGCUGCUGCUGUCCUCGCCAACGUCGUCGAGUCCGGCAUUGAUCCGGACACCACCGUGGUGAACAAGGAAGGCCACGUCCUCACGUCCAAGUACUCCAUCUACAACUUCGUCCACAUGCUCAAGUGCUUCAUGCCCGACGAGCUCAACCUCAGCGUCAUCCGUGUCCUGCUCGCGCUCACCGCUCACGCCAAGCCGCUCGCCGCCCUGGUCUCGGUCGUCAGAGAGAACCACCGGGGCCAUUCUGUCGUGGAGCUCAUGAGCUCCCGGACGGAGGCGCUCGGCGUCGCCGCGACGAGGCUGCUCAUCACCCUGUCCGCGCACAUGGGGCACACCAUCGCCGAGAGGCUGUGCAGGACGCAGGGCCAGCCGAGGAGGCUGGUCAGAAGCAUCAUCCGCGCCGGCCGCGCCACCGUCACGGAGCGGCACGCCGCCGCGGUGACGCUCCUCUCGAGGCUACCGUUCCGGAACGUCUCGCUCAACCUGGCGCUCGUGCAGGAGGGCGCCGUGCCGGCAAUACUGCGCGGGAUCGAGGAGAUGCGGAGCGGCGCGGCCAGGACGAGCAGGCACGCCGCGCCGUACUUGGAGGGCCUCGUGGGCACGCUCGUGCGUCUCACGGUGACGCUGUACAACCCGGACGUGCUCAAGGCGGCCAUGGACCACGACUUCGCCUCGGUUCUUACCGGUCUACUCACCGGAGCUGCCGGUAGCGGUGGUGAGGUGCAACGGCUCGCCGCCGUGGGUCUCGAGAACCUCAGCUACCAUUCCAUCAAGCUGUCCCGCCCGCCGCCGGAGGAGGAGCCGCGGCCAAAGAAGAUGACCAUACUCAUGCGCCUGAAAGACGCAAGGGUGCAUAACCACAACAGCAAGAGCCCGCCGCUCAACGUCUGCCCGGUGCACCGGGGCGUGUGCUCGCCGUCCACGACCUUCUGCCUCCUCGAGGCCGGCGCCGUCGAGGGCCUCCUCGUCUGCCUGGAGAACGACAACCCCCGGGUCGUGGACGCCGCGCUGGGAGCGCUGUGCACGCUCGUCGACGACAGGGUGGACGUCGAGAAGGCCGUGGUCGCUCUCGUCGAACAGGGCGCGGCGAGGCGCGUGCUCGCGGUGCUGAGGCAGCACAGGGAGAACAGACUGUGGCAGAGGUGUUUCUCCGUGGUGGAGAAGCUGCUGGUGCAUGGAGACGACGGGUGCGUCAGGGAGGUCACCGGCGACAGGAUGCUGCCCACGGCGCUGGUGAGCGCCUUCCACCGCGGCGACGCGAACGCCAAGCAGGCGGCCGAGAGCAUCCUCAGGAGGCUGCACAAGAUGCCCGACUACUCUGCAACCUACGUGUCCCUGGAAUUCUAGUGCUCUUCAUUUCGUCGAGUAAAUAAGUAUAUAACGAGUAAAUAGCAGCAUAGGUUUGCUGCCGUGUAUACGUUACACGAUGCUUCACAUUUCACAAAUCUCAAGUGGAUCUGCAUACUUCCCUGAAUGGAAUAUUUUUUUUUUAAAUGGUAGACAAUGAAAAUUUGCGCCCUUC